GAUAACGAUAAUGAAGUAUUGUGAAGAGCAGAGUUUAUGCCUCAAUGGAGUUCAGGUGAACUCUGGUUUGAAGAUUGUGGUUCGGAAUAUGGAAACAAACAGAGAGAAAUCUUUCACCAUGAAUCCAAUAAAACAGAGAAGAAAAUCUGAACCCGGGCUGAUUAAGACGAAGAAAAAGAUGAGUACAGGAAAAAAGAAGAAUUUGAAUCAAGAAAGUUCUAAAGAGGAAAAUUGUAAGAAAAUCUCAAAAAAUGUUCCGAGCCUGGACUUCUCUGAUGAGAUAUCUGAAUCUAGCAGAAGUUCCGUACAUGGUUCAGAAUCUAGUGCUAACUCAGUCGAUGAUAAGAGUCGUAGUUACCUUUACGAAUUUUCCGCCGAACCCACCGUUAGCGGAGUAAAAGAGGAAUUAAAAACAGAAUCCCGGGAUUCAGCCUUGGAGAAAAAACUUGCUAAAUUCUCAUAUAGAAUCAAUGAUAGCGGAAUAGGAACGGAUUUAUCAUUUGAAGGACAGAAUGAAGAAAUAUUUGAAGAUAUUUCUUUUCAGACCAAUCAUCAGGAUAAAUACUCUUAUAAAACCAAGAAUAAUGGAGCAAUGGAGGAUCUAUGUUCAAUGACGAGGGAUAGCGGAAUAACAGAAGAGUUUUCUCUGAGUUCAGACCUUCUCCUGUACAAGGCUAGGACUGGAGAGAAAACUGAACUUGAAGAGGGUGCUUCUACUUGGAGAACUCAAGAUUCAUCACAGAAUAUUCUAGAUGAAAAUCUUGAGACUCGGUAUUAUUUAGAGCGGAAUAAUGAUUACUCCACUCCAUGUCCUAUCCUGUGUAAAGAUGAGAACACGGAUAAAAGUUCGAGUACAAGAUCUGGAACCCAGUCCCCUGAUUUAGACUCAACCCAGAGAGAUAAUCCCCAAAGUAUUUCUCCUUGUAGGAUAGAUUACUGCUCUAUUGACAAUGAGGAACAUUCUGAUAUUCGUCCUGCUCCGUAUAGCCAUGACUACCCAGAUAUAAGGAUGGAAAAUAUAAACCUCUCUUUGGAUCAACUCUACUCAGCAGCUAAAUAUGAAGUGGAGAAAACAGGAUUUAAACUCACAGAAACCGAUCCAUCAAUUUAUUCUGAAGAUGAAGAGAAGAAGAUUGAAGAAGAUAUCAUUAUAACUGAGCUGGACUCUGUCAGUAACAGAUGGACUCCAACUAACUCGACCCAAACCUGUCAACAAAGCAGGGACGGAGUUGAAAGCCCAAGGGAAGAACCAAGAAUGCAAGUUCAGGUUCAGGAGUUAGAUAAAGAAACCUUUCAUUUUGAGGAUACUCCGAGAACACACUUGACAGAGGAUAGGAAUAUAAAACAUACAAGUGAUCCAAUUACUACCGGAGAAAAUAGAGAUUUAGAUACAUGCAGAGAUCUGGAGAUUCAAACGUUCGAAUCUCCUCAAGAGAAUCAGGAAGCUAAGAACUCUGACGUAUUCCAAAAUAAAAUCAGAAACUUUAUCCAAACCAUCGAAGAUGAAGAGAUCAAAGAAAACCAUAAACCAGAAGAUGAAGAGAUCAAAGAAAACCAUAAACCAGAAGAUGAAGAGAUCAAAGAAAACCAUAAACCAGAAGAUGAAGAGAUCAAAGAAAACUAUAAACCAGAAGAUGAAAGAAGUGAAGGUCUUGAUGAAAAUGUAGAUGUGGAAGAGGAAGAAAGAUUAAGUGAUGAAGAUCUUGAGAAGUUAAAGAAGAAAUGUUUGGAUCGUCUCAAGAAAUCAGAAUCCCGUUCUGAAACCCAGGAUUAUGCUGCAAACUCGUCCAUCCAAGAUUUCUCCAAUAGUCAGAAACUACUGAAGUUCCUGGCGGAGAGUGAAGAGAAGGAUGAGAGAACUAAAAGCAAGGUUAAAACUGUAUCCUAUAGUCUACACCCUGAUAUUCCUAAACUAGGAGAUCUUCUUUCUAAAUCUGUUGCAGAUCUUUCAGAGGAAGUGAUGAAUCUUAAUCUUGAACUUGAGAAAGAGAGGAGAACCAUAACAAUCCUGAAAUCUGGAUUGGAGCAGAGCAACCUUGUAACCUCGGAGAAUAUAAACCAGAUACUCAGAGAGAACAAGCAGAGAACGGAGAUACAGAGGAAACAGUACGAGGAUACAGUGGCACGUCACCAGGCAUUUAUUGAUCAGCUGAUAGCUGAUAAGAAGCUGAUAAAUGAGAAGUGCGAAGAUUUGACAAAAGAACUAAGAACUGUCGAAAAACGCGGAAAGGAAAAUCUGAAAGCUAUUGAAACACGACACUCUAUUGAGUUGAACAGGUUGAAGCAUAUGAGUGAAAGCUCGGAUAAGAUAAAGAGGGAAAGAUGGAUGGAUCAGAAAGUGAAGAAGAUAAAAGAUCAAACUGCUAAAAGUCUAGAGCUUGAGGUGGAGAAGUUGAUGAGAAAACACUCAACCCAACUCUCAGAUAUCAAGGCAGGACAGAGAAGAGAACUAGAGGAGCAGGAACAAACCCUGAGGCGAGAUUUCUCCAGGUCCUUUGAUCAGUACAGGGUUCAGGUUGAAAGAGAGAAGAAGGAGAUAAUUGAGGAGGAGAAGGUGGCUCAGCUGGAAAGGUUCAGAAAGCAGGCGGAGCAGAUUCAAUCCUUUCAUCAGGACGAGGUUCAACAGCUCCGGGAUGAGAUAGAACGAGAACGAAGAAAACAGGAGGAGGAGAGAACAAGAUGGAUGGAUGAAGCAGAACAAAUCAGGAAACUGUACAGAGAUAAGGCAGACAACGAACAGAAGAAUAUAAAAGAAGAAAUGGAAGACAUGAAGAAAGCUCUGAAUAGAAAACAUGCAAACGAACUUCUCACGUUUAAAACAAACGAGGAGAGUGAACGGAAGGAGUUUGAACGAAAAGUAAACGAGAACUUUGAGAAACAAUGGAAAGAUCGAGAAUCUGAACUCAGGUUUAAGUUCUCCAAGGAACGAGAUCUGGAGAUAGAUCGAGUAAUAGAGAAACUAGAACUAGAGAUGAAGAAGAGUCGAGAGGACAGUGAGAAGAGUUUUGAAACUAGAUUAAAGAGAUUAAAGAUGAAACAUGAUUCCGAGAUUGCAGAGAUGGUGAGGGAGGUUGAAGAGUUGAAGGUGAGGCUGGGGGAGAUGAGGGAGAAGAAUAUGAAGACAGAGGAGAACAACCAUCUCCUGGAGUCCAUCAACAGUAAGCUGGAGCUCCGGUUGGUUGAGCUAGAGGAGACGAAGGAAAGGUUGGAGGAGGAGAGGAAGGAUAUAACGGGAGUUGUGAGGAAGGAGUUUACUCUUAACCUGGAGAAUCUAACAGAAGAGAAGAAUAAACUCUCAGAGGAGAUUAACUCAAUGCUGAUCCUUCACAAGACGGAGAUACAUGACAAGGUUCAGGAGCAAAGAAGGAUGAAGAGAGAGUUCGAGGUAGAGGUUCAAGGUCUCCAGGAGAAGGUUGAGGAGGUGGUGAGGAGGAAGGAGAAGAUGGUGGAGGAGUUGACGGAGCAGCAUGAACUAGCAGUACAGAGGAUACAUCACCUGGAGACUAUAAUCAGUCAGCAGGGUAGAGAGCUGAUUAUCAGCAAACAAACCAAAGAUUUAAUCAGCUCAACAAAUAUUAAUCCACGUAAGCUGAAAUCUAAGCAUGUUUAAAAUUUAUUCAACUUGAAACGUCCUUGAUUUUAAAAUCCCUCUGCGAACGAAAG
This is a messenger RNA of Eurytemora carolleeae, 3663 nucleotides long. RefSeq names its product centrosomal protein of 131 kDa (gene dila). The transcript is spliced from 6 exons. The coding region runs from base 11 to 3610 and encodes 1199 amino acids. The record is from RefSeq and is a predicted model, not a curated record. NCBI's taxonomy places the organism in Eukaryota, Metazoa, Arthropoda, Copepoda, Calanoida, Temoridae. Gene Ontology annotation, cellular component: centriolar satellite. Gene Ontology annotation, biological process: regulation of centrosome duplication; intraciliary transport involved in cilium assembly; cilium assembly.